This is a messenger RNA of Parnassius apollo (apollo), 588 nucleotides long. The record is from the annotation of a GenBank genome assembly. NCBI's taxonomy places the organism in Eukaryota, Metazoa, Arthropoda, Insecta, Lepidoptera, Papilionidae.
AUGGGGAAGCGUUCUGACGUGUCUCCAAAAAAGAAAACUGAAAUUAAGACUUUGCUUCAACACUAUGCUGAACAGACUUUGAACAUAGAAAAAUCUCCAGACACUAUUUUUAUAUCUAAUAAUGAUGAAGUUGGUGAAAUACAGCAAUAUGUUGAAGAGAAUUCUUGGCCCCUGAAUGAAGUACAUAAUCGAAGUGUAGAGCAGGUAAUAAAUAUGGAAAGUGUACAGACGAUAAGGUUCGUAGCCAGCCAGCAUGAGCCAGCAAAUGAAGCUUCUAAUCUAAUAGAUGGUAUAAUUAUAAGGGUAUGUAAAAAGUUCUUUAUGCACACUUUGGAUAUUGGGCACUCAUUUAUAACGACGUUAUGUAAGAAAACAACAUCAUCGGGUAUAGUUUUAGAAGAUUUAAGAGGUAAGCAUGACAAGAAAGGUAAACUACUCGCAUUACCUGACUUUGUUAAGGAUGGAGUACGUGAACACAUAAAAUCAUAUCCUACUAAGGAAUCACACUACUGUCGAGCAUCAUCAAUUAAACAAUAUUUUGAUGGUGAUUUAAAUCUAUGUAUGAUGUACAGGCAAUACAAAGAGUGA